CACUUGUAACAUCCGGUUGUGACUUGUGAGACAUCAAAUUUUUUCUCACAUUUUACAUAAUAUAAUGUUUGCAUAAUGAACAUCUGCAAUAAGCUGUUUAUCUUUUGUCUGCUGUCUUAAAAUUAAACUCAAAUGCGUUGAAAUAUUGACAGGUUUUGAAAACGAAGGCAGGGAAGCGUUGGAUGUAACGAAUCAUAGAUACUUUCUUCUCUGGGCUGGGCAUACAAGACACUUAGGCACGCGAAUUUGACAACUUGAAAACAUGUCCACUUUGAAAAUAGCUUGUUGCACUUGGAAUGUUCACGGAACUUCGCCGCCAAAGGAAGACUUGAGGGAGAUUUUACACCUUCAAGAUGAUAAACCGUUGCCAGAUGUAGUCGCCGUUGGCUUACAAGAAGUCGAGGUGAAGCCGCAUUCGUUUGUUGUCGAAAUGAUACAGGAGAACCGUUGGGUUCAAGUGUUGCAGGAUUAUCUCGGUUAUUACGGGUUAGUGCGUGUCCGCAGCCUACGUAUGCUGGGUAUGAUUGUCAUCGUAGCCGUCCAAGCGAGGCACCUGCCAUACUUACGGGAGAUUAAGACGGGCUUUGUCCGAACGGCGGUUAUGGGUUGGCUUGGCACGAAGGGAGCUGUUGCUAUCAGGUUCCUCUUGCACGGACAGUCGUUCUGCUUCAUUAAUUGCCACUUUACCGCUCAUCUUGAUGGGACUAAGCAACGGAACUCAAAUUUUGAAAGUGUACUUAAGCACAUAAAGUUUGCUGAUGUGAAAGCGGCCAUGGUGAUGGAACACGAUUUUGUCACAGUCUUCGGAGAUCUCAAUUAUCGCAUUGAUGAGGUUGCUAUUGAAGAUGUGAAGGCAAAGGUCUCAAAUGGAGAUCUUGUAUCAUUGAAGAAGCACGACCAGUUGAUGAAAAGUAUGUUAGUGGAGGAAACCUACAAAGGUUUUUUCGAGGCCGACAUAAGCUUCCAACCCACCUACAAGUACUGUCUUGGAACAAACGAUUGGGAUGCCAGUGAUCUCAAGAGGAAGCCAGCCUGGUGUGACCGAAUCUUAUGGCAUGAAGCAACCCAAGGUCAUGCAACUGUUACAAGCUAUACAUCGCACCCGCGGCACAUGACAAGUGAUCAUCAGCCGGUUAGUGCCGAAUGCACAGUGAGUAUUGAUGGUUUUGAAACAAACCAGGAGUCGAGAAUUCUGUGGAAGUUAGAAAUUGAUAGCAUGCCUUGGUAUGGAAACGACGAUGGCCUGUGCGUGUAUGUGGUCAAAGACUACAAGCCAUACAGCUGGGAUUGGAUUGGGCUAUACAGAUUGGGCUGGCAGCAUUUCACAGAUUACGAGAUGUACGAAUGGGCCGUUGGAGAUGGUGAUGAGUAUGGUGAGAACGGAUGCGCAGUCCUCUUUGAUUGUCUUCCGGAAGAGCCUGGGCUGUUUCAACUAUGCUACUUCAGCUAUAAACAGGACUGCUUCAUUGCAAUGAGCGAGCCAUUUGAAAUCCUGAAACCACGAGAUGAAGAUGUUGACCCAGUGCAAGUAAACAUUGAGAAACCCUCGCUUACUGUUUAAGAGAUAUAAUAUAACUAUAUGUGCAAAUACAUUGAAAUUUAUCAGAUUUCCAUUAUAUUAGCUAUGUAUAGUGUAGAAUUCACUGUAGAUUAUCAAAAGGAAAUCAUAUUAAGAAUUGUGGUGAAAUAUAGUUCACACUUAAAUAGUUGUUCAUUAUUGAAAGGAACAAUUGAAGGAACUUUAGUCUUGUUAAAUAUGAAAAAAAGGUUUGGACAUUAUCUUUAAAGCAAUUAUGUAUUAUAAAGAUUGGAAUGGUAUCCAAAAAUUUGGAACGUUAACUGGCUUAAUGUAGUUUAGGGUUUGAAAAAGUUGUAUAUCAAAUUAUUCAUCACUUAAUGCAUAGUUAAUUAUGCUUAAUGUCUGUAAAUAAUUCAGAAUAUAGUUGAAA
This is a messenger RNA of Dendronephthya gigantea, 1949 nucleotides long. Its product is annotated as phosphatidylinositol 4,5-bisphosphate 5-phosphatase A-like. Gene Ontology annotation, molecular function: phosphatidylinositol-4,5-bisphosphate 5-phosphatase activity. Bases 263 to 1561 code for a protein of 432 amino acids. The record is from RefSeq and is a predicted model, not a curated record. Lineage: Eukaryota; Metazoa; Cnidaria; Anthozoa; Malacalcyonacea; Nephtheidae. The transcript has a single exon. Gene Ontology annotation, biological process: phosphatidylinositol dephosphorylation.